Molecule: messenger RNA, 628 nt
Organism: Panicum hallii
Lineage: Eukaryota; Viridiplantae; Streptophyta; Magnoliopsida; Poales; Poaceae
Product: UPF0235 protein C15orf40 homolog
Exons: 3
Coding region: 32-412 (126 amino acids)
Source: RefSeq, a predicted model, not a curated record
GGGCCGCGGAGACGGCGGGGACGGUGCGCAGAUGGCUCCGGGGAAGCGAGGCAAGGCCAAAGGGCAGACGCCGCCGCCCGCCGUCGCCGACGCCGGCGGAGACGGGUUCCCGGGCUGCCUCCGGUUGAUGCCGCCGUCGACCGUCGCCAUCUCGAUCCACGCCAAGCCUGGCUCCAAGGUCGCCACCAUCACAGAGAUCGGGGACGAAGCGGUUGGUGUCCAGAUCGACGCACCAGCGAGGGAUGGCGAGGCCAACGCCGCGCUUGUCGACUUCAUCAGCUCGGUGCUUGGGGUGAAGAGAAGAGAGGUAUCUAUUGGCUCUGGCUCUAAAUCAAGGGAAAAGGUUGUGCUUGUACAAGAUGCUACUCUUCAACGUGUCUACGAUGCUCUGAAGAAGUCCUGUAAUUGUUGAUGAUGUGUGUAUGCUAAACCUGAUAUUACUUGAAUGGGCAUGAGCUAAACUAGUGAGUGGCCUGGCCUUUGUAAUAACACAUUUGCGCUGCUAAUGUAUGUAUCUUGCUAGUUUCUGGUGAGUGGUCAUCUUCACCCUUGCAAGAUACGGGAAGUUUUAGCAUGGGGGGUGAUGGCUUGAAUGAAGAGGAAACCGAACUGGAUGAUGUCUUCCUUC